GAUGGCGACAGAUUGAGGGGGGAUGGAAAACAGGAGACACCGAUCCAGGAUGAUCAGGAACGGGAAAAACGUUGCCCACCAAAAAAGAAAGAGGAAAGCAGAGUGAUUGUGUGUGCAGGGGAGGGCAGAGGCAGGCAGGAGAGAGGAGAGGAGGCGAGGCACCCCGGCAGGAUGAGGAUGAGGAGGGCCAAGCGCUGACUGUGGGGAGAAGGGGUAUGCUUCUGCCUGGCUCCGCUCUGGGCUGAGGGGCUCGCUGUAUGGACUGGCAUUGGCGAACAGCAGCCUGGACAUGUUGAGGACCGUGGCGCUGAUUUUUCCUCCCGCAGCAACAUGCAAUGGCUGGUGGUAGUAUUUAGCAGCCCAGGAGGAGGUGGAGGUGGUGGAGGAGGGGAAGGCACUUCCUUGUUUCUAACCAUGAGAAUGAUGCCUAUCAUCACACCAUGCUUCAGAGGAGGUAGGUGACAUUGUUGGGGGGAGUCUAUAAGAGGAGAGGAGCAAAGAGAACCACACCGGAGACCGCAGUAGCCCCCCCACUCAGCCCCUAAAAUAUGAUCAGGGGGACUUGGAUGUAUCCAAGAGAAGAUGACGCUGUGUUAAAAAUUUGUUGUGCACCAAGACAAAACGACAAACCCUGCGCUGAUUCCGAGAGGGCACAGAAAUGGCGAAUGUCUCUGGCAUCCCUUCUAUUUUUCACUGUCCUCCUCUCUGAUCAUCUGUGGCUCUGUGCUGGAGCCAAGCUCAGAUCCAAGGAUAGGAGCUUAGCCAUGCAGACGCCUUGGGGGGACGCAAGCCAGCGCGCCUUCCAGCCACAUUUCCUACUGACAGGGGAUCAACAGUCACAGGAGGGGAGGUGUGAGAUUUUUUUAAGCAAUUUGACCAAAUUUGCUGCUCCGAUCCCAUAUUGCACUGGUGCCUGGGGUCAUUUCGAUCUGGACUCAGCUUGCACCAAAUUGUAUUCCUUGCAGCGACUUUUGGGCUCUUUCCCUUCUGUACCCUUAAGGCCACCCCCCUCCUCCUCCUCCUCUUCAUCAGCCUCUUUUUUUUCCUCUUCCUCCUCCAAAAUAAACUUCUUAAAGGCUUAUUUUAGGAACUUCAACCUCUCUUUUUGUGAUACUUACACGAUCUGGGACCUGCUGCUGGGUAUGGCCGGCCCAGACAGCUUGGAUUGCAGUUUGGACAACCUGGUGGUGGAUUUCGUGGCUGCUGCAGCCGGUGCUCUGGACGGAGAGGCGUGUAGCAGCUGCGUCCAGGCUUAUCAGAGGCUGGACCAACACGCUCAGGAAAAAUAUGAGGAGUUUGACCUCUUGCUGGAGAAAUACUUGCAAUCAGAAGAGUAUUCAGUUAGAUCCUGCAUAAGAGACUGCAAGGCUGUCUACAAGGCCUGGCUGUGCUCCGAGUAUUUCAAUGUGACACAACAACAGUGCCAACACCGGAUUCCAUGCAAGCAAUACUGCCUGGAGGUGCAGACCAGGUGCCCUUUUGUGUUACCUGACAAUGACGAGCUGAUCUAUGGAGGGUUGCCUGGUUUCAUCUGUACGGGGUUGCUAGAGAACCAAUUAUCCAAUGAGGAAGCAAAGUGCUGCGAUGUGCAAUGGGACUCUUGUGACCACCCACCAGACAGCAACUACAAUGCGUCCCCCAAAUCCACAGAGUCGGAGUCAUUCCAUUACCACGGUCAUGACCCCCACCUUCAUCACUACCAGCAGCAUCACUAUCACCUCUACCACCACCACCAGUACCACCAACCCCACCCACCAUCUUUGCUGCCUGUCUCCGCAGGGUCUCGCCUCAGCAACAGCAAAAUCAGACUGUGCGUCCUGGUCCUUAUGCUUCUCCACACCAUGGUGUCCUUCUCAAGCGUGCACAGCAGUGAGGGGACUACCAGCAGGGGGCUGAGCUAUGAGGCCCUGCCUGCCAUGGAUGAGAGCAUAACACGAGAUGAGUGACCCAGAGGGGAAAGGAAAUGUCCAAGCAGAGUGCUGGCUCUUUUCCUGCCAAGGGGGGCACAUGCUAUUCCUCCAAUGGGAGGCACAGGAUUGGGGGUGAUGCACACACACACCCCUACCCACACCCCCAAGAGCUGCUCGCCACGGGGCAUCCCCGUGAUGAAGAGUCUUUAAUGCGCACAGGGCUGCAGGACUCAGCUUUGAGAAGGGUUCAGUUAUCAACAGCCUUUCAGCUGUGUGCAUCCUGCUUGGGAGAGGCUCUGAGAGCUAGCGCAAAGAGGUAUAGAAAAGAGGACGGCGGCUGGGAUGGGAGAGGGUCCCUUUGAAAGAGUUCUCCCCAUGGAAAUGCCACUACUCUCCCUGCCACCUAUGAGGUGUCUCAUGUGGUGCCCCUAUUUUUUCUACCAACUGGAAAAUUCAGUGCUAUGGGUUCAAGAAAUUGGUUUAUCCACUAUUCCUCCCCUCACCCAAUCUUUAAACCUCACCAUUGUAUAUCACCAAAGCUGCUGGGUGGCAUAUACAGCAACUCAAACACCUCAAAACAGACCCCAGCUGACUUCUCAGCACACCUCUCACCGCUGAGGGACAGUCUUGGCUCCUUAGUGUGACCUGGUGACCCCUCUCUCUGGGCAGCCUGGUAUUAGGCUCACUCUCUUGCCAACAGACAAGAUCCAUUUCUAAGGCUAAGUUGUUGGGGUGGAAGAUGUAUUACACAGCAUUGUGUGUCCCAUUUGGGGUUGUGUUUCUUACCUCAGUCAGCCCUUCCUCGUCUGUGCCACUCUUGUCCUUCAAUAUACUGAAUAUAAAGAACAUCCCCUGUGGAUGUUGUCAGUGAGUAGAGAGAUGGAUGUAGUACGGGAUGGAACAGAAAAUUAUAUUUCCAGAGUUCUUAACACUUGACUCCCCAAUGUGUCCCCAGAAUUUUCUUGAAGUCUCGUACUUUGUUUUCUCCAACAACUUGUUUGAGUUUGGAGAGGGCAGCAGUUAGGGAAACAAGAAUCUGGAAGAGGCCGAUGGCACAUACUUAGUGCUUAGGCUGAGGGAGUUAGAAGUGUCAUAUCACAGUGAGCAGCUCUGCAGGGGCAGAGCUGACUGCACUCGUUUGCCAUGGGGCCAGGGAUGGUAACAAAUAGAUAAAAAGCCCCAACUUGCACCCUCUAAAGUUUCCCAGUUACAAACUCUUACAGCAUGUGGGAAGAAGACUGGAGAAAUCCAGCCCAUAGGGGAAUAGUUUCCCAAAUAAAAUGCCACUAGCUAAUAAGGCACAGGUGAAGAAGAGAGGUUUCAUGUGCACUAUGUACAGCACUGAUCAUAUGACUCCUGGAAGUCCUGCUGGAACAGCCACACUCAGCCUGGCAAGAUCUUGAUUGACAACAGCUUAGAUUGACUCACCUUU
Messenger RNA from Chelonoidis abingdonii (Abingdon island giant tortoise), 3342 nucleotides. RefSeq names its product NALCN channel auxiliary factor 2 (gene NALF2). Gene Ontology annotation, biological process: calcium ion import across plasma membrane. Gene Ontology annotation, molecular function: stretch-activated, monoatomic cation-selective, calcium channel activity. NCBI's taxonomy places the organism in Eukaryota, Metazoa, Chordata, Testudines, Testudinidae. Gene Ontology annotation, cellular component: plasma membrane. The record is from RefSeq and is a predicted model, not a curated record.